This is a messenger RNA of Oncorhynchus kisutch (coho salmon), 5478 nucleotides long. Its product is annotated as transmembrane protein 104. The transcript has 10 exons. NCBI's taxonomy places the organism in Eukaryota, Metazoa, Chordata, Actinopteri, Salmoniformes, Salmonidae. Bases 257 to 1735 code for a protein of 492 amino acids. The record is from RefSeq and is a predicted model, not a curated record.
AUUUGUCCAAUAGAAACUCUCGUUUUGCAACUGUUUGGCUAAUAAUUACACCCCUGUUGUGCACACAGCCAUUGAAUGUGCAUGAGACAGAAGAAUGGACAAAACAAGUUUAUUGGCGGAGGAUGUUUCUUUUCUGCACGAGUUAUUUAUUAUUGCCAUUCGCUGUCUUGUUGGCUUGAGAUUUAGCUUUCUGGUUUAGUUACCCUGAAAAAGAUUCACUGAACGCAGGUUGUGAUCUCCAGUAUUGUUGCCCAUCAUGGCAGGAGGCAUCACAGAGACCGGGGAGCUCUACUCCCCGUAUGUGGGCUUGGUGUACAUGUUUAAUCUGAUCGUGGGCACGGGGGCACUGACGAUGCCCAAGGCCUUUGCCCAAGCAGGUUGGGCGGUCAGCCUGGCGCUCAUCUCCUUCCUGGCGUUUAUGAGUUACAUGACCACUACGUUUGUGAUCGAGGCCAUGGCAGCGGCCAACGCUCAGCUGUGCUGGAAGAGGAGGGAGCAGGAGGAGGUCCAGGACAGCGACUCCACCUCUGAUUAUUCGGAUGAUGAUGUCCGGGGACGAUCAGAGCCAGAGAUGAGGCCCAUUUUGUCAGUCCAGCGAACAGGAGGAGGACACGUUGAUCACUUUGACAUUGUGGAGAGGGUAGAGAUGGGUCAAAUGGCCUCCAUGUUCUUCAACAAAGUUGGUGUCAACAUGUUCUACAUCUGCAUGGUAGUCUACCUGUAUGGAGACCUGGCCAUCUAUGCUGCUGCUGUGCCCAUAUCACUAAUGGAAGUAGCCUGUGGUAACCACUCAUGCAGUGCUGGCAGUGUGAAAUACGACGACACCGACUUGUGCUGGGGGCCUGUCACCAGGAAAGACGCCUACAAGGUGUUUCUGAGCAUAUUCACUGUGAUGUUGGGCCCUUUCGUCUUCUUCGAUGCUCAGAAGACUAAAUACCUCCAGAUCCUCACCUCACUCAUGCGCUGGAUCGCGUUCACCAUGAUGAUUAUCCUGGCUCUGAUCCGUAUUGGUAAAGGCCGGGGAGAAGGCCACCCCCGUAUGGCCCAGAUCUCUGGGGUGCCAAACCUGUUUGGAGUGUGUGUCUACUCCUUCAUGUGCCAGCACUCUCUGCCCUCCCUGGUGACACCCAUCUCUGAUAAGAGGCAUGUGGGUACCCUGGUGGUGUGUGACUAUGUCCUCAUCCUUGGCUUCUACGGCCUGCUCUCCUUCACAGCCAUCUUCUGCUUCGACAGCUCGCUGCUACACGACAUGUACACCCUCAACUUCACUGACAACUGUGACGUGUUGGACAUCCCCGCUUUGCGCUACUUCCUGGGCCUCUUCCCCGUCUUCACCAUCAGCACCAACUUUCCCAUUAUCGCAGUCACGCUGCGCAACAACUGGAAGACCCUCUUCCACCGCGACGGGGGCACCUACCCCUGGGUGGUUGACCGCAUCGUCUUCCCCCUCAUCACCCUGGUUCCGCCCAUCAUAGUGGCCUUCUGCACCCACAACCUGGAGUCCCUGGUGGGCAUCACGGGCGCCUACGCUGGCACGGGCAUCCAGUACGUCAUCCCCGCCCUACUGGUGUACUAUGGCCGGCGCCACCUGGUGCCUAUGCUGGGCACGGACGAGGUCAACAAGCACCGGUCCCCGUUCCGCCACACCUUCUGGGUGUGGUUCGUAGUGGUGUGGGCUACCUUCUGCCUCAUGUUUGUCACAGCCAACAUCAUCCUGGAGGACACCAAGAAAUGAGGACACGGACUGACUGUGAAAGACCGGUUUCUCUGUGUGGGUGUCUUGUAUUUCUACAUUCUCUCUACCUGAGGCCUUCCAGAACUUGGUACAGGUCGGACGGUGUGCCUUUUUAUGCUGCUCUUGUAGCAUGUGAACCCUUUUAAUUACAGCGGUAAUCAGCAGCUGAAACCAUUAUAAAGUGUCCUCCCCACCCUGGUUUCAGUACAAAGGAUGGGACUGGAGAAAUGUAACCAUUAUAAAGUGUCCUCCCCACCCUGGUUUCAGUACAAAGGAUGGGACUGGAGAAAUGUAACCAUUAUAAAGUGUCCUCCCCACCCUGGUUUCAGUACAAAGGAUGGGACUGGAGAAAUGUAACCAUUAUAAAGUGUCCUCCCCACCCUGGUUUCAGUACAAAGGAUGGGACUGGAGAAAUGUAACCAUUAUAAAGUGUCCUCCCCACCCUGGUUUCAGUACAAAGGAUGGGACUGGAGAAAUGUAACCAUUAUAAAGUGUCCUCCCCACCCUGGUUUCAGUACAAAGGAUGGGACUGGAGAAAUGUAACCAUUAUAAAGUGUCCUCCCCACCCUGGUUUCAGUACAAAGGAUGGGACUGGAGAAAUGUAACCAUUAUAAAGUGUCCUCCCCACCCUGGUUUCAGUACAAAGGAUGGGACUGGAGAAAUGUAACCAUUAUAAAGUGUCCUCCCCACCCUGGUUUCAGUACAAAGGAUGGGACUGGAGAAAUGUAACCAUUAUAAAGUGUCCUCCCCACCCUGGUUUCAGUACAAAGGAUGGGACUGGAGAAAUGUAACCAUUAUAAAGUGUCCUCCCCACCCUGGUUUCAGUACAAAGGAUGGGACUGGAGAAAUGUAACCAUUAUAAAGUGUCCUCCCCACCCUGGUUUCAGUACAAAGGAUGGGACUGGAGAAAUGUAACCAUUUUAUAAAGUGUCCUCCCCACCCCUGUGUCAGUAAAAAGCUAGAGGAUGGGACUGGAGAAAUGUAAACAUUAUCAAAUUCAUAGACCGAGCUAUUCAUCCAAGGACUAGCCAUCCAUGAUAUCAAAAUUAUAGUAGUUUUAACAAUGUUUUAAAGCUAUAUAGUGUUUCUUUACAUUUACUUUGUUUACAAACAGUCCCUGUUUCGGUAAAAAGGUUGGGGCUGGAGAUGUAAACCAUUAUCAAAUUCAUAGAUCAAGCUAUGCAUACAAGGACCAGCCUUCCAUGAUUUCACAAUUAUAAUUUGAAACAUGUUUUGAGGCUAUAGAGUGUUUAUUUACAUUUACUUUGUUUACAACAUUGGAGUACAACAAGCUCAUAUUAUAGGUACUGAUCAGUUUUGAGAGUUGAACUAAGCGGAUGAGGCAUUUAUAAGUUAUAUUCUUCAAGAAUCAAUGAGCACCUACAUUUAUUAAUUAUAUCAACUGCAGAUCACCCCUUUUAAGAGUAAUCUAUACCAUUUGUGGAAAGGGACCAAAUAUCUCGCGAUUGUAUGAAAGCUGCUACCGUAUGUAGGAACACAAGGAAGAGGACCUUGUUCACUCUGUUCCAGUGUCCCUCUGUAGAAAAAUACAAGCUGAACAAUCGGACUGUAUUAGCAAAGCAUUGCACUACACAACAGCACUGUUUUUAAGCAUAUACAAAGAGCUGGUCAACUUGUUUCCAAAUGCUUCAUUUUAAAUCCAAAAUAACUGAAGGAAGGAUAGAGCAGGGAGGUGUCAGUGUUCCUCUGGACCUUCAGAAACAGUGUUGUGGCUCAAGACAGAAUAUGCUGAAACUAUGGAUAGAGCUCAGUGGAGGAAAAAUAGAACCUGACAACUAACUCAAUGCUCCUGUUCCUAAUGGCAAUGCAGAGAGACUUUAAUGUGGCUUUAAAAUGAACUUGGGAUGGUGAAGAAAGCAAGCUAAAUGAAUCUGUUAUAAUCAGUUUAUUAUGGCUGGCAUUUCUACAUUCCUCACUGGUGGCUCUGCCUUAGUUCUCCUCGUCUUCCCUGUGAACAAUGAACCUUUGUCCAUGACAGAUCCCUGACUGAUGGGCCUGAUGACAGAGCUCCAUCUCUGGUCAUCAGGACACCGAUCUUGAGUUCAAACUCUGUAUACAAACCACCCUCAUGUUUUACUGUUCACCACCAAAUCAUCAGCCCUUCAUCAACUCCAUGUCAGCACCCGACUGCUCUCUGUUGAACUUUGACCCCAGAAAGUUAUCAAUGGACACAGGAAGGUUUAUGUUGGCUACAUCACCAGGAGCAAACUCGUACAGUGCCUACUGUGCCACACAAAGACACCUCUACAGUAGUCCCAGUAUAUCUCUUUUUGCAAUAACUGUUGGUUAAGGUCUUGUAAGUAAGCAUUUCACGGUAAAGUCUACACUUGUUGUAUUCGGUGCAUAUGGCAAAUAAAGUUUUGAUUUUAACCAUCUGUCUCGUGCUCGCUCGUAACGAGAACUUCUCAGCUGGCUGAUUUGCCGUCAGCUCUUUACUUGAGGUUUUAUUACAGUUUCCUGGUAGCUCAGUUUGAUCGACUAAUUAGAUUUUACUUCCAGACAUGUGGGAACAUCCUCUUCGCCCCGAGCUCUGCUCAUGCUAAUGUCAACAUUAUACGCUUCUGCCUCCUCAUUGUCAUGUCCUCUGGUUCUAUAUAUCUCUCUAUAUAUAUAUCUCUGCUCUAUAGAAUAUAUAUUAUGUCCCAUUAUAGUCACAAAGUUUGGAGCCCAACUACAGGAGUCAUACCUUUGUGAAACAGUAUUGUUGUUGGGGAAUGUAAAUCAUGUUUUGUGGUGUAGGGUUCCAUAUUACAUGGUCACAUUUAGAAUAGUGGUUUUCUUUUACUAUGUAAGUGCUAAAGUAAUAGCUCAAAUGUAUCGUUAGCUGCCUGUCAUGAGCACUCACCUGGUCAAAAAGGGAAAUACUUAUUGCCAUUCAUGGUUUGCACCUGCAACAUUGCACAAGUUUGCACAUAAUUGCCUUGGGUUUGACCUUUUGUGUGUUUUACGUAGACUUUUGCAAAUGGUUUGAAGAUGUUUGUAAGGGUUGAUAACUAUGGUAUUUAUCUAACAGUCUUCAAUGGUGUUCUUAACCCAUCAAUAUAUACAGCUUGACACUAUUUAAAAUCAUUAGACUAAUAGUCAUGCAUUGUAACAUAUUGAUGGCAGUACAGUAUUGUUGAGGACUAUUGAAUGAGAGACCUCUGCAUGUUGUUGGUAUUGUGUGUGUUAGGACAGAAAAAGAGUGCUGACUAUUUCUGUAACACUGCUUCUCUCAAUAUUGGGUUCCUUUCUUCAAUCUUCGGUUCCUUCUGGUAAUUAUUGUUAACAUUACAUUUCUGCAUGCAGCUCCUUCCAAAAUUCAGUAGUCAGUUGUUCCUUUAAGCCUCCAGAUUGUGGUGGAUAGUUACUCAUCUUCUUAUUUUUCCUCAUCUUCUUUUCAAUACAAAUGUGCAAUAUGCUUUGAACUGGGUUGGGGAAGUAAGAUUUCAAGCGAAUAUUGACUGUUUCUGAGAGUGUUUGUCUGUGUGUGUAUUCUUCUGUGUCAGUGUAUGUGUCACUUUGAAAAGAUUUUAAAUGAGUAUGUCUGACUCUUAUUUGGAGUUGUGAAAUGUGCCUUUUUCCCGGGGUUAUUGUUUCCAAUCAUUUGUUGACUGUUGUUUUUCCUGGCACGUCUUUGUUCUAAGCAGCCUGUCAGAUAAGAUCUGCAUGUAAGCCAGUUAAUUUAACUGACAACCAAUGUCUCCUCAAAAUAAAAUGGGAUAUCCUUGUCUUCUAAAGUG